Messenger RNA from Pestalotiopsis fici W106-1, 435 nucleotides. RefSeq lists its product as uncharacterized. The record is from RefSeq and is a predicted model, not a curated record. The coding region runs from base 1 to 435 and encodes 144 amino acids. NCBI's taxonomy places the organism in Eukaryota, Fungi, Ascomycota, Sordariomycetes, Amphisphaeriales, Sporocadaceae. The transcript has 2 exons.
AUGGCUAGCACUGGUAGUGCCCAGAAGGAGACACUGAACAAGUUCAUCUCUGGUUGGAAAAAUGCCAACGCGGAAGAAAUGCUCGCGGUAGCUUCUGAUGACUACACUCAACAAACCCUGCCAUUCUCACUUGGCCAUGACGUUCGCCCAAAACAGGUUGCUGAAGUCAUGUUGCCAAAACUCUAUAGCAUCCUGGAGAACUACGAGUUGAAAAUCCACCAAGUAGUGCAUGAUGUUGAGAAUCAGAAGGCCGCAGUAUACGCAAUAUCCAAAGCUGAUACUCCGUUUGGCUUCCCCUGGUUGAAUGAAUUCUCGGCAUUCAUCACCUUCAAUAACGCUGGCGACAAGGUGGUCAAUGUUCAGGAGAUGGUUGAUACAGAGUUCUUCCAAAAGUUCUUUCCUGCUUAUCAGUCAUUUUUGAGCCAAAAUAAGUAG